AUGCAGAGUUCAGAGGGUGGAUCAGACUCAGCAGCUUCUGUGGCCCUUCACACUUCUGCCUCAGCCCAGGCUCCAGUAGUGCAGCCAGUGCCAGCCUCGCAGCAGAGGGUUUUGGUCCAGGCAGCAGGCUCUGCUCCCAAAGGAGCACAGAUGCAGCAGAUCUCUGUUCCCAGAGUCCAGCAGGUUCCACAACAGGUGCAAUCUGUGCAGCAUGUAUAUCCAGCCCAGGUCCAGUAUGUGGAAGGAGGAGAAGCUGUUUAUACCAAUGGAACCAUACGAACCACCUACUCCUACAACACCGAAGCUCAGAUUUACGCCCCCAGCAGCGCCGCGUCCUAUUUCGAAGGGCAGGGAGGUGGAGCUCAGGUGACUACAGCGGCGUCCUCUCCUACAGCCAUUCCCUCUCACAACAUGGUGGGCAUCACCAUGGACAUUGGGGGAAGUCAGAUCCUCUCCGGCUCGGGAGCCUAUCUCAUUCAUGGGGGGAUGGAAAACACUAGACAUUCUCUGUCACAUACUUCACGCUCCUCUCCAGCAACGCUUGAAAUGGCGAUUGAAAACCUACAAAAAAAUGAAGGGAUUACAUCACACAAAAGCAGUUUGCUCAACAGCCAUCUCCAGUGGCUCUUGGACAACUACGAGACGGCGGAAGGCGUGAGCCUCCCCAGGAGCUCCCUCUACAACCAUUACCUCCGGCACUGCCAGGAGCACAAGCUGGACCCGGUGAACGCCGCCUCCUUCGGGAAGCUGAUCCGCUCCGUGUUCAUGGGGCUGAGGACUCGGCGCCUGGGCACCAGGGGAAACUCCAAAUAUCAUUAUUAUGGGAUCCGUCUAAAGCCAGAGUCUCCGCUCAACCGCUUGCAGGAGGACACCCAGUACAUGGCAAUGAGGCAGCAGCCCAUCCACCAGAAGCAAAGGUACAGGCCAGCUCAGAAGAUGGAUGGUGUGGCAGAGAGUGGCUCCAACAGCAACCUGCACACGACGCCCGAGCAGUCGGUUGCUGCUCAAAGUCAACAUCAUCAGCAGUUCAUAGAUGUAACCCAUGUCUUUCCUGAGUUCCCAGCCCCUGAUCUAAGUAACGUCCUCUUACAAGAAGGAGUCACCAUGAAUGAUGUGAAGACUCUGCAGCUUCUUUACAGGAGACACUGCGAGGCAACUCUGGAUGUUGUCAUGAAUCUUCAGUUUCAUUAUAUUGAGAAGCUGUGGCAAUCCUUCUGGAAUCCUAAAACCCCAUCUAGUGAUGGCUCUGCUGCCCUGCCAUCCAGUGAAGAAGAGCACGAAGGGACCCUCCCAAAGGACAAGCUGAUCACUCUGUGCAAAUAUGAACCCAUCCUCAAAUGGAUGAGGAGCUGUGACCACAUCUUGUACCAGGCCCUGGUGGAGAUUCUCAUCCCAGACGUGCUCAGGCCAGUGCCCAGCACCCUCACACAGGCCAUUCGGAACUUUGCCAAGAGUCUGGAAGGGUGGCUGAUGAAUGCCAUGAGUGAUUUCCCCCCCCAGAUUGUGCAGACCAAGGUGGGGGUGGUGAGUGCCUUUGCCCAGACCUUGAGGAGAUACACCUCCCUGAACCACCUGGCUCAGGCUGCCCGUGCUGUGCUGCAGAACACCUCCCAGAUAAACCAGAUGCUCAGCGACCUCAAUCGCGUCGACUUCGCCAACGUGCAGGAGCAAGCCUCGUGGGUGUGCCAGUGUGAGGAGGGCAUGGUGCAGAAGCUGGAGCAGGAUUUCAAGCUCACUCUGCAGCAGCAGAGCUCUCUGGACCAGUGGGCUAACUGGCUGGAUAACGUCGUCACUCAAGUCCUGAAGCAUCACGAGGGCAGCCCCAGCUUCCCCAAGGCAGCCAGGCAGUUCCUGUUGAAGUGGUCUUUCUAUAGCUCCAUGGUGAUCCGUGACCUCACCCUGCGCAGCGCUGCCAGCUUUGGGUCCUUCCACCUCAUCCGCCUGCUCUACGACGAGUACAUGUUCUAUCUGGUGGAGCAUCGGGUGGCCCAGGCAACGGGGGAGACGCCCAUCGCCGUGAUGGGAGAG
Molecule: messenger RNA, 2028 nt
Organism: Merops nubicus (carmine bee-eater)
Lineage: Eukaryota; Metazoa; Chordata; Aves; Coraciiformes; Meropidae
Gene: RFX2
Product: regulatory factor X, 2 (influences HLA class II expression)
Exons: 15
Biological process (GO): regulation of transcription by RNA polymerase II
Cellular component (GO): nucleus
Molecular function (GO): RNA polymerase II cis-regulatory region sequence-specific DNA binding; DNA-binding transcription factor activity, RNA polymerase II-specific
Source: RefSeq, a predicted model, not a curated record